CGGUAAAUUGUACCUAGAAAAUAGUGAGAAUCACCGUGAGCAAAGAUUAAAGAUUGGCCAGAAAUUACCACAGAUCAUUUCUCCAAAUGAUCGUUCCUAUCUGGAAUCGAGCACGAUUGCCUCCCCGAGGCUGUUGAUUCGCGGUUCAGACGCGACGCUUCGUCCUUUCCACUUCUAUUCGAGCAGCUGUGAUUACGACGUGUACCAUGGAAAGAGGAUUCGUGAUGAUCUGUCGGCAGUGGAUCACGAAAACACUUGGUCGAAAUCGAAGCGAAUGGCGAUGCCCCCGUGUGGGCGGAGGGGGGAGCCUGAAUAACAGUAAAAAUCCGAGAAAAAGGUGUACGAUCGAGCGAUACGGUGAAAAAAAGAAAAAAAAAAAAAAAAAGACAAAAUAGUCUCCUGCGUCCUUGUUCGGGGAUAAGACCGGUCGAUCGGCCUCCACGAGGCUUAGUACUUGGUGAACCGUCCUCGCGAAGGCCACGUAUCACGGAGGACACCUCCUGCGCGCCUCUUGGAUUUUGAGGGAGGGUAGAAGCGUGAUCUCGGUCAAUGUUCACUGUCACGGCGAUUCAUCUUGACAUGCGUUCUUCUGCUUUCGUCCUCCUCGUUCUUCUCUCCUCCGGUCUAUCAAAGUCAGCCACGAGCUAUGAAACUCCUCGAUCGUCCGACGCAAAACUAUCUUCAGCUGUUCGGCCAACAAACGACUCCACGUACCACGACGAGUCGAACCGAGAUGAUCCCGAGCCGAUAGAAACUUUAUUUAUUCCCGAGGAUCCAAGCGAAUACGAGCGAGUUUUACUUUACGUGCGAAGGUUGUUCCGGCCGGCGGAGGAUCGAGAAGUCCCGGAGGAUCUCGGGAAGCAGGCAAUCGACGAUGAGGAUCGAUUUUCGAGGCUGGGGGACGUUCGAGGGAGCAACUCGGGGCCGUCAGAGAGAGAAGAGGACGAGGAGAAAUAUCUGCAGAGAAAUCCCAAGGGAGGUGUUCCUCCGAGGACAACCACGGAGAGUAAUAGAAAGGACGAGGUGGUUCCGAUGGAAAGAAAGAACUAUGACGCCGGCUACGAUGGUGGUAAAGGCGAACCGGACGAGAAGGACUUGUUGGAGGCGGCUAAUUUUGGGCUCGCUGCCAUGAGGCAUUUGUACAAUAUUAAGGAACCGAUGCUUUACUCAAUGGGCCUUUACCUCGACUCGGACAAUCCUGCGAGGCACCUGGCAGUCUUCAACGACCAAACGGAAGAAGCAAGAACACUGGCGAAGUAUGGCUACGCGGUUCUCCAAGGUGCCACGAUGUUCAGAAGGAAAUUCCCAAAUACUCCGGCGGACUCGCUUCUGUCUCGUCGCAGUCAAAGCAAUCCACUUCGACGUAACUGCCCAAACAGAGGAGUUCCGAACUGUCCAGCGGCUAGUUUGCGAUACAGAACGUCUGACGGAAGUUGCAAUAACUUGCAGCAUCUGUGGUGGGGCUCUGCCAUGUCCGCCAUGCAAAGAUUGUUGCCUCCGGUUUACGACGAUGGCAUUCAAAGUAUCAGGAAAUCGGUCACAGGAAGACCACUUCCCAGCGCUAGACUCGUGAGCACAGUCAUUCACGUGGACAAAGAUAUUCCUUUGGAAUCUGUUACUCACAUGCUGAUGCAGUGGGGGCAGUUUGUCGAUCAUGAUCUGACAGCGACCGGACAAAGCAGAGGAUUUAAUGGCACUGUACCGCAAUGUUGUCUGAAAUUUGGCUCCGACUUCCAGCCGCCGGAAUUCACGCAUCCGGAGUGUUUACCAAUAUCAGUGAGCACGGAGGACAGUUUCUUCGGCCCUUUGGGCGUCAGAUGUUUAGAAUUCGUUCGGAGCGGUUCAGCGCCGAAAGAAAACUGCGAAUUCGGCUCCAGGGAGCAAUUAUCUCAGGUGACGAGUUAUCUGGAUGCAUCGACGGUAUACAGCAGCAACGCAUUUCAGAGCGACGCUCUCCGAUUAUUUCGAAAUGGUUUGUUACAAUACGGAAAGAUUGAAACGCAGAGGCCGGUGCUACCGAAACUGGAUUCCGAUCUCUGUAGACGCGGGUCAUUGUCCACAAACUGCUUCAGAGCUGGAGAUGGCCGGCUCGGCGAGCAACCUGCCCUCACGUCUCUUCACGUAGCUUUUUUGAGGCUCCACAAUAGAAUCGCGACGAAACUUGCCGCGUUGAAUGCUCAUUGGAGCGACGAGAAACUAUUUCAAGAAUCCCGGAGAAUCGUCGCCGCUAUUGUCCAGCACAUCACCUACAGGGAGUUUCUGCCUAUUGUUCUUGGUCAGGAUGUGAUGAAAAUAUUCGGCCUUGAACUUUUGAAGAAAGGCUAUUACGAGGGUUACGAUCCAACAGUGGAUCCAACCAUCGCGAACGGAUUUUCUACGGCUGCCUAUCGCUUUGGUCACUCUUUGGUUCAACAGAGCUUCGUUCGGUUUACCAGCGAUCAUCAACCAAUUUUCAAUAACGUCUCCAUCCACAACGAGUUCACGAAUCCAGCAAACUUGGAAACAGCAGGUUCAGUGGACCGUCUUAUCCUGGGUCUGAUCAACCAGCACGCCCAAAAAAGAGACGAGCACAUAAGCGAAGAACUGACCAACCAUCUUUUCCAAACGCCGUCGUUCCCCUUCGGAAUGGACCUAGCAUCCAUCAACGUUCAACGAGGCAGAGACCACGGGAUUCCACCGUACGUACGAUGGAGGAAACCGUGCGCUCUGUCGCCGAUAAAGGACUUCGACGAUCUAGAGAGAUCCAUGCCGUCGUCCGCGGUAACGAAACUUCGAUCGGUCUACUCGUCGGUCGAAGAUAUCGAUUUGUUUACCGGUGGACUCGCGGAGAAGUCAGUGAGAGGUGGCCUGGUCGGUCCGACGUUUGCCUGCAUAAUUGGACAACAAUUCAGCAACGUACGCCGUGGCGACAGAUUUUGGUACGAGAACUUCCGCCAAGAAGGCAGCUUCACGCCUGGACAGCUCCAACAAAUCAGAAGAGUCACUCUGGCUCAAGUGCUUUGCGCAACAAUGGACAACGUCGAGACUCUUCAGCCGUUUGUGUUCCUCACGCACGACACUCUGAAGAAUCAACGUGUGUCUUGCAACGAUCCCGUCAUCGGCCAGUUGGAUUUACAAUUCUGGGCAGAGAGAUCGCCGGGAUUCAAGAGGAUAGGAAUCUUCGACAAAAUAAAGAAGAACACGUCAACUCCCGUCAAUUCAAGCGCUAACAAUUUGAAUCCUCCAAAAACGAACGUCCACCAGCAAAACAGGAUCGUCGUGAAGAAACCUCUCGGCCCUUCCGACAAUAUAACCAUAAUUGUUCAGAAUAACGCCAUUAAUUCGCCUGUGUUUCUGAACGACGCUAUCCACGGCUCUAGUAUAAUGGUGAAUCCUUCGUUGAACCAACAAACUCAACAGACGGCUGUCCCAACCUUUCCUCCAAUGAGACCUGUAAUAGUAACGCAUCCUUUGGGAGGUGGUCCAAUGUUUAACAAGGAUAUUUAUGUCCCGUAUGCUUUCAGAGAUCCGAACAAUCCUAAUCCUUUGAGCCAAGGAUACAGAUCAGGGUACGACAGCGACGUGGUGUUUGAUAGUUUACCUGGAUCGAGUCCACGGCCAACUUUGUACACUUAUUACACCACAUUCCAAAAGACGACCACUCGAAGGCCUCCUCAAGAUGUGAACGCUUAUAUUGUCAAUUAUAAACCGCAGGGUCACGGAUCUGAUGUGAGUUUGCGGCCUGAUUUACAACAUCAGAGUCAUCAAGCAUCAUUGAAACCUGUUUACGAUUCGUUGGGGAAUAACGACCAAGGAGAUAGAAUAAACAUUUGGCAGAAAGUUCAAUAUCGGCCUGUAGUUUUGAUUAAUCAACAAGCUUCUAGUAACAAGCUCCACUUGCUGGGCUAUAAUUCAGAGAAUUCACAGAAUUACCAGUUAAACACUGAAGACAAAUAUGCUUCUAGUACUCGGCAAGAUUAUCCAAAUAAGUAUGGCAAACCUUCCAGUAAUGGACAAGAUUAUCUAAACAGGUAUGCAAAACCAUCAAACGUGCAACAAGAUUAUCAGAAGGACUCUGAAAAUAAUUAUGGCAGGCCUUCCAGUAACCAGCAAGUUUAUCCAAGUGAUUCUGCGAAUAGACCCACCGCUUGGCCAAGCGUUUCUUUUGACCAACUGACAAAUGAUCAACAUUAUAGACCUCAUCAAGAAGCAAAUAGAGAGCCAACAGAGAUUGAUUAUGGCCCGAGUUAUCAAACUGAGUCUCCCAUUAGACCUGCCACAAGCCUAAAUAACAAAGGAAGCACCAUCAAUCCCAACACCGUGUACACAAGUUCCUCUGCAAGACCUGUUACGAGCGACGAGGAGUCUGACGGAUCUCGUAACACAGUGUCUCACUCGACUCCUAUUUACAGGCCCGCGCAGCAGAUUAGCGAUCAUCUAGCGAGCAAGCCGGGGAAUUUUUAUCAAACUGUCAAGCCAUCGAGGAUCCACAGCGUGACAAUUGUGACGGGAUCGAGCGAAGGCGAACGUGACACCGACCGGAUAGAGAAUCGAGUUACCAGCGAGAUUCCGAGACCGUUGGCUCACCAGGCAGGUAACAACAGAGUGAGGAAACCUGGUCAGUAUUAUUACGAAAAGAACGUGUUGCAUCGGUAUCCGGAUAUGGUGGAGGAUCAGACGGGCUAUAGCGUCGAACAGAGGCACAAAACAACGAGCAACGAGACGUUGAUCGAUGGAAUCCUUAGCGAGACUUCCGUGAGGAAUCACCAGGUUAUCGAUGGAAAUCGGAACGAUACAGACGUCGAGAUAAUGGAUCACACGAUAAAUGAAUCGUUCGAUGGUGUAACAGGGGAUGACGCGGCUGAAGACUCUGAUGACACGUUGUCGGAAGAGAUUGAAGCUAUCUCCAGCAACGGAACGAGUUGGCUGAAUCCACAAGAGGACAAAAGUCUACCAUCAGUUCUGGAAAUGCCAAAAAUCCCAUCAAACAAAAUCACUGCCGCCAAGGAACUACCAAAACCCAUAAAGCUCAGAAAUUACGCCUUUUAACAAUAAGUCCUCUCACUAUCUCCAUUUCUCGAUAUCAAUGGCUCUUUCAUUUCUACAUCCGUCGUUCCAUUUAUUGUUAGUUUGUUACGUGAUCCUCGCGAGUUAAAGAACGUGUAAUUAACUUAAUUUUAAAAGUAGAUCGUUACUUAUUUAUUAUUGCUUUAGAAAGAUUUUUACCAUGUAAAGAGAGUCACUUGUAGAUGAGUAAUUUAGCUCUUAAUCAUCGAGAGUGAACCUGUUUCAUCUGUAAUUUUCUCCUAGACCAGACUUUUAUUCAAAAUUUUGUUUUUUUACUAUUUCUCCAUCGAGAGCUUAUAAUUUUGUGUAGUUCAAAAAAAUUGAAAUACAGUAGACUUGUUACAUGA
Molecule: messenger RNA, 5393 nt
Organism: Frieseomelitta varia
Lineage: Eukaryota; Metazoa; Arthropoda; Insecta; Hymenoptera; Apidae
Exons: 11
Coding region: 550-5028 (1492 amino acids)
Biological process (GO): response to oxidative stress
Molecular function (GO): peroxidase activity; heme binding
Source: RefSeq, a predicted model, not a curated record